AGCUUGUGGCUUUUUUAGGUUGUUUUUCACAUGCUGAGACGAUAUUUUGGAAUGGCUAUGAAAUAUAUUGACAUUGGGGCCAACCUGACGGAUCCCAUGUUCCAGGGCUGCUACGGCGGAUCCCAGAAGCAUGUCGCCGACUUGGACAUUGUUUUGAAACGAGCGUGGCAACAGGGUCUGCAGAAGAUCAUCGUCACCGCCGGCUGCCUCAAGGAUGUGGACGAGGCACUGGAACUAGCCUCCAAGGAUGAGCGCAUCUACACUACUGUGGGUACUCAUCCGACUCGGUGCGAAGAAUUCCUACCGGAUCCAGAUGGCUACUAUGAUCAACUUAAAUCUAAGAUCAAGGCGAACCGAGACAAGGUGCUAGCUGUCGGAGAAUGUGGUCUGGACUACGACCGCCUUCAGUUCUGUGGACAGGAUACACAGAGACUGUUCUUUGAGAAGCAGCUAGAUUUGGCGGCAGAAUUCCAACUGCCCCUCUUCCUGCACAUGCGAAGUGCCGCUGAUGAUUUCAUGGCCAUCCUGGAAAGAAAUCAAGACAAGAUUAGAGAGUGCGGCGGUGGUGUGGUUCAUAGCUUUACGGGAACUCUUGAGGAGGCCCACCGCAUCCUUGCCUUCGGUGGCCUCUACAUAGGCAUCAACGGCUGCUCCUUAAAGACUGAGGAAAACGCAGAAGUAGUGCGGCAGCUGCCCAACGACAGGAUAAUGUUGGAAACCGAUUGUCCAUGGUGCGGUAUUCGUCCAUCGCACGCUGGGCAUAAGCAUGUGACCACCAAGUUUGCCACCGUCAAGAAGAAGGAAAAAUGGACAGCCGAAACACUGAUAGACGGACGAUGUGAGCCUUGCCAAAUAAGUCAAGUUUUGGAGGCCAUUGCCGGGAUCAAACAGGAGCCAAAGGAAGAUCUAGCAGAGCGUUAUUACCAAAACACCCUGGACUUGUUCUUUAGAAAAGCAGAGAAAAAGAAUAAAACUCAUUGCAUAUACAUUCAAUGCGUUUAGAUUUAUUGUAUUAUUGUUUCUCGCGUCUAAAUGCAAAUGAAUUCAAAAAUACGCAUUACAACUUUGAUUUGUUAGGUAGGUUACAUCGGUUUUUUGUUCGUUCCGCAGUUAACACACAGAACCACUUUAAGAUAAACAUUUAGACUUGUAAAUAAUUGUUGCAUAUUGCUAAGUUAAUUAACUCUUGUGAUUACGCACUGCUAUGUGGUGUAUAUAGAAUUUAUCGCCCAAAAAAAUAUAUGUAUUUGUAUCGAC
This is a messenger RNA of Drosophila ficusphila, 1257 nucleotides long. RefSeq names its product putative deoxyribonuclease TATDN1. NCBI's taxonomy places the organism in Eukaryota, Metazoa, Arthropoda, Insecta, Diptera, Drosophilidae. The transcript has 4 exons. The coding region runs from base 31 to 1002 and encodes 323 amino acids. Gene Ontology annotation, molecular function: 3'-5'-DNA exonuclease activity. Gene Ontology annotation, cellular component: cytosol. The record is from RefSeq and is a predicted model, not a curated record.